AUGAUUGAUAAUAUUAUUGGUAACUUAAGCGAUACAAAUGAAACAUUAUCACCGUUGUCCGUUGAUUCUGCUAAUUGGGAUGAUUUUGUUUAUCAUCAAAGCCCUGAAAUUGCUUCGAUCUCAAAUAAUAAUGACGGUUUACUCGAAAAUUUCAUCUUCAACCAGAAUUUUCCAACCUCUCUUAUUAAUAAUCAACCAAUUUUAACUGAAGUACAACAGCAAAAUAUUUGGAUAGAAAAUGAUUUCAAUAACAGUCAUUAUUAUUAUGAUACAAAUCCAACAAGUCAAUUUGAUAAAAAUAUAAACGAUAGCUUUUUCGAAUUUCCUUACAGCAUUGAUACUGGAAAGUUGU
This is a messenger RNA of Dentiscutata heterogama, 352 nucleotides long. The record is from the annotation of a GenBank genome assembly. NCBI's taxonomy places the organism in Eukaryota, Fungi, Glomeromycota, Glomeromycetes, Diversisporales, Gigasporaceae.